AUGUCCCCCCCGGCCUCGGCGGCCGCGGCCGGCGACACAGGCAGCAGCACGUCGGUGCCUCCGGAGGAGGCGGAGGGGGGCCGAGAGGAGCAGCAACGGCCGGUGAAGCAGUCCCUCAGUAAGUCCCUCUGCAGAGAAUCCCACUGGAAAUGUCUGCUCCUCUCCCUUCUCAUGUACGGCUGCAUGGGAGCUAUGACCUGGUGCCAUGUGACCAAGGUCACCCGGUUGACCUUUGACAGUGCCUACAAGGGCAAGUCCAUGAUGUAUCAUGAUAGCCCCUGCUCCAAUGGCUAUGUUUACAUCCCCCUGGCCUUCCUGGUGAUGCUCUACGUGGUCUACCUGGUGGAGUGCUGGCACUGCUACACCCGCAACGAGCUGCAGUACAAGGUGGACGUGGAGAGCGUGCAUGAGCGGGUGCAGAGAAUGCAGCAGGCCACCCCGUGUAUCUGGUGGAAAGCCAUCAGCUACCACUAUGUCCGGAGGACCCGGCAGGUCACCCGCUACCGCAAUGGGGACGCCUACACCACGACCCAGGUGUAUCACGAGAGGGUCAACACUCAUGUGGCGGAGGCCGAGUUUGACUACUCCAACUGUGGGGUGAAGGACAUCUCCAAGGACCUGAUGGACCUGGAGAGCUACCCAGCCACUCGGCUCCGCUUCACCAAAUGCUUCAGCUUUGCCAACGUGGAGUCCGAGAACUCCUACCUGACCCAGCGCGCCCGUUUCUUCACCGAGAAUGAGGGGCUGGAUGACUACAUGGAGGCCAGGGAGGGGAUGCACCUCAAGAAUGUGGAUUUCAAGGAAUACAUGGUGGCCUUUUCAGACCCAGAUAACCUUCCGUGGUACGUGUCCCACUACGUCUUCUGGGUGGCUGCCCUGGUGACCCUGUCCUGGCCCCUGCGGGUGCUGAAUGAGUACCGCACCUCCUACGUCCAUUACCACGUGGAGAAGCUCUUUGGGUUUGACUUUGUGGCUGUAACACCAGCUGAGGAGCGCUCCUUCUGCAGGAGGAUGCCCCGUGUCAACACGGUGGACAGCACUGAGCUGGAGUGGCACAUCCGGUCCAACCAGCAGCUAGUGCCCAGCUACUCAGAGGCUGUCCUGAUGGACUUGGUGGGGCUCUCCAGCUGCACCAGCUACUCCGCUUGCAGGUACGGGGGCUACCGGCAGAACUGCGAGCGGUGCCACAGGACUAUAAGCAGCUCAUCCAUCUUCUCCCGCAGCGCCCUGAGCAUCUGCAACGGCAGCCCCAGGAUCCCCUUCAGCAGCAGCCGCUUCUCGCUGGGCCGCCUCUACGGCUCCCGGCGCAGCUGCCUCUGGCAGAGUCGGAGUGGGAGCCUGAACGAGCAGAGCUGCCCAACUGAGCAAACCCGGCUCUCCAGCCAGGUCACAGUGGAGGAGGAGGACCCUCCUGCUUACCAGGAUGCCCUCUACUUCCCUGUCCUUAUUGUGCACCGUAACGAGGGCUGCCUCAACCACGACCACCGUCACCUCCAUCGGAACGGGUCCUGCAUGGAGACCUCACUGUGAGUGAAGGGCGGCGAGGAUCUCCCUCUUGAUCACCGUGUCUCCAGACACAGGGACUUGGGAAGGGAGGGGAUAGCCAGGAAAAUGAGGCACCAGUGCCGCGCUCAGCAUGUGGGAUAGAGAGGUCACUGCCUCUUGGUCUCCAAGGAUAGGCUCAACAGCUGCUGCAUUUGCCCCAUGGCCCCUUUGAUGUCACAGAGGAGAGGGUGGCAGCAGGAUGGGCGAGCAGCAGCGCCACCUGUGGCAUGGCACAAAAUGACAGACUGACGGCCACAUGUAGAAAAUGGUAGAAAAAAAAGGACUGAAGGAGGGAGCUGGGUGCUGUAGUUCCACGCUCUGCCUUGAAAGGCCCCCGCUGGCUGGAAUAGUGCUAAAUGACAACUACUGCCCACCACCCUGCUGCACCCGUGACCUCUGCCCCUCUCCCCCAGCGCUGCAGACUUACUCUCCCGCAGAGGGGUCCUGCAUGGGGCCAAGAGGAGCAAGGCCUGGCAGCACAUUCUCUUUGAAGCAGUGAUUAACUCCUCAUGCGCCAAAGAUCCUGGGGCACUCGGGCCCAUAGAGCUGAAGGGCAGUUUAGAGGAAGUGCUCAAGACCACAAGGCCAACUCUUUCGCCCUUUUGUUGAGACUGUGCUCCGACUGUUACACUGUCCUCAGCUGCUGGGAGGGGCAUUGCCACCAGAUGGCUCUUUAGAAAGCCUCAGCACUCCAGGGCCAAGAAUCAGCAUCCCCUAGGUAAAGCUUAAAGCAUUCCAAUGACUUUUUUCCAUUUGGAGUUGCAAAGAGCAGGAAGCAACAGGGAAUCUACUGAGGAAAGGCCAGACCUGGCAUUAGAGCACAGUCACAGCAUGAAGCCAGUAGGUCUGGCAGGAGAAGGCCCAGCCUGCAAAGCAAACCACGGAGACCUGGGUGUGCUGGGAGUUUUCGGGAAGCCAAAGACACCUGAUGGGGAAGGGGUGAGUUGGGCAGCUGGGGACCCCCAGGGCUUGAAGUGAGCGAGGUCUAGUCAUAAUUAAUUCAGCCAAGCAAGGAAUCUGGCAUCCAGGGAGGUUCUGUUAGGUUCAACUGCAGUUCACCUAUGAAUAAUAGAAGAGCAGGUUGGCGGGUCUUGGGAAGAGUAAAUAUUACAUGAAGUCAAGCUGGCUCCAGACUCCAGUCACUAAUAAGAAGGGAAGCUGGGUUUGGCAUAGAGCUCUGAGGGCAAGGAGAGGCUGGAGAUGGGAGAAGGGUGGUGAUGUAGAGAGGCCCAGAGUUUCUGCUGUCCAUGCUGGUGAAGAGAAGGGCUGCUAACAAUCUGAAACAAUGCAACCCCUCUGGCCCAUGUGGUUACAAAGAGGGCUCCUCUCAGCAUGAUCCUCAGCUCCUGGGCCCCACGCUCCUCUCUGAAGGGUUUCCACUGGCUCCCCAGGGGACUACCAUAUACAGUCUGCCCAACAACCUCUUUAGGGUGCCUCUCUCAUAGCACAGACCAAUGGGCAGAAUCCUCUGGCUGGCUGAAAAGUGAACAGAAACAAUCCUAUUGAAAAUACUCUGCAAAGGCCGUGCUCCCAGGUUCCGUACAGAGUCUGUGAGCAUGUUUACUGGAGGUAAAAGAACCCACCAAGCCCUGAGGGCAGGAGCCAGUUCCCUGGGAGGAGCUAAACACCAGCAGUGGUGGCAUGAAUGCGGCUCCCUGCCCUGCUCUGGGCAGAAACAGGGCCUUCAACUCAGGUGUCUGCAGCAGGUAAAACUACAUUUCACCUUUCAGGUCUCAGUCCUGCAAUGGGAUCCAUCUGAAUGGCCCCCUGCAUCAACAUAGAGCCCCAUUGGUCAGUGAAGGUCCACCUGUGCAAUCCAAUAGCAGUAUCAGAGCCUAAAUGGGUCAUUUUCUUUAAACUUCUCCCUGAAACUAGUGCAUGUGGGUGAGAACUCCUGCUGGAUUGGGCUUGUGGAUGUGGCCAUUCAGGAGCCAAUCCUAUGUACUAAAGCUCCUGCAAAUGAUCCUUAUAGACAUGAGCAGUCACUUGAAGUCAAUGGCUCUACUCACCACGGGUCAGAGUGGCAGGAUCAUGUCCUCAGAGAGCAGCAGUGACCACACAAGGCAUUUCUUUUACACUAAAAUGCAGAGGGUGGUUAGAAAUGAGGGGAUCAUUUUGAAACGUGCUCAAGAAAACCCCUGAUGGCCCAUUACCUGGCUGCAGUGAGUUGCCUUUGUCCCACGGUCAUGUCACACUGGGGUCUGAACGUAACCAUUUUUGUAACCCUGGAAUGGACUCAUCACGGUUGCCCCCCUUUCACCACUUCAUAUGCACAUACCUAGAGGAAUCAGCGUCUCAGCACGCUCCCUGUCCUGCAAACCCUUACUCAUGUGAGGAGUCCUUACUGGAAGCAAUGAGGCUACUCGCAUGAGGAAGGAUUUGCAGUAUUGGGCCCAUAACUACUUGGUGGGAGGAGGGAAAAAGGAAGUUAUCAAGGCUGAACUGUAUUUUUUGUAGAGAUCUUUCAAAGUCUGUGCUAGGGUGUGAGAAAAGGGUACUGAGAUAAUGCCUCUUAGGCCCACAAGCUCCGGGCUGGCUCUGUUUGUGUUGCCUUCUCCAUUAGCACAUCACCGCACCUCUUGAACUCAUUAUAGACUCACCAGUUUUCCUAAGGCCCCUUUUCCAUCCAGCCAGCUGGUCUGUGCCUGUUGAAUGGCCAAGUUCUGGCCUUGGCCAGUGAUCACCCCAGUCCCCGCUGUCUGUCAGCAUUUCCAUCACCCACCCUGGCAGAGAACUGCAUGGAGCAAUUCCCACCACUAGUCAGCAGCAAGCUUUGAAUCCAGGCAGCAGCAUAGUUCUCCACUGCUUGAGCUAAAGGACCAACUCCAGUAGCUGGCAGCAGCAGCAGGCAGGAAAUGUCUAUCCCCCUGCAGGUCUGCUGCAGAAAGGGGACAAGUAACACACUGAAUCAAGUGUUACAUUGCAUUGGGUUCAGCCAGACCUCCCCUGGUCCAUUUCUGCAUGUAAUGUGCUGUACUGUUUCACUGACUAGAUCUCAGUGCCUGACCACUUCCUGCAUCCCCCACCCCUGUCCUCAGUAAUGCUGUUGUGUUGGUCACUUUCCAGAAUCUGACCUGCCUUUAGGGAAUUUCUCUAAUAAGAAUUAAUACUUCACUAACUUCUCCCCUCAUUUCCAAGAUAAAGAUCUUUCCUCAUAUUACUAACAGGCCCUGAGACUGUUGGAUCUGAAAGAAUUUUAAACAUCUCAUUAACUUUCCCCCAUCCCUGAUGAAGUUUAUUCUCUGUUCUGCUAUUAUGCAAUGAAAUUAGGCUGGUCAGUUUCACGCUGAGGUUUCUAGUCAGUUUCACUUGUUCUCAGGUACUAAAACAAAGACUGUUUGAACUGAAACUUUUUAAAGCCUCAUAGUUCCAUUCAGAGUUUGUCUUGUCAAACUCCCCUCCUCCCACUACAGAACCUCCUGAUGGGCCAGCCUAUACUCCAUGCUGCUCCCAAGGCCCGCCGGAGAUAUCAGCUGGCGGCUCCUUCAUGGGGCUGGUAGCACGGGUGUGUAUUUGGUGUGGUUCACCCCUGUCCUGGACACCUGCCCCUUCUGCGGCGUGAGGGAGACCCUGGUGCACAUUUACUUGGAAUGU
Messenger RNA from Gopherus evgoodei (Goodes thornscrub tortoise), 5139 nucleotides. RefSeq names its product transmembrane protein 151B (gene TMEM151B). The coding region runs from base 1 to 1530 and encodes 509 amino acids. NCBI's taxonomy places the organism in Eukaryota, Metazoa, Chordata, Testudines, Testudinidae. The record is from RefSeq and is a predicted model, not a curated record. The transcript is spliced from 2 exons.